AUGGGUUCCUCCAUGAGCACGGCGCAUUCCAUGGAGCACGUCCCGGACGACGCCCUCGGCGAGGUUCUCGUCCGCGUCCCACCUCACCCCGCCACCCUCGCGCGCGCCUCGCUCGCCUGCAAGGGCCUGCACCGCUUCAUCGGCGGUGCCCAGUUCCGCCGCGAUUUCCAGGCGCACCACCACAAGAGCACGCCGCCUCCCCUGCUGGGCUUCUUCCAUGACGACCAAAGCCUCCCCAACAACUUCCUGCCCAUCGGGGACGACGACGGGGACUCGCCGGACCGCGUCUCUGCCGCGGCCUUUGACCCCAAGGACCUCGGCUGGCGCGUGGUGGACAGCCGCCACGGCCGGGUCCUCCUCCAAAGCCCUGACAGGGUCCGCUUCCUCGUCUGGGACCCCGCGGCUGGACGCCGGCUGUACAUCAACGCGCCGCCGGCGAUGCUGCAGCUGCAGCUUGCGGCGGCCAACCACCACUUCAUGCUCCGGUACAACAACGCCGCCGUGGUCUGCGCUGCCGCCCCGGGGCCGGGGCACCUAGACCACAGCGACUGCCACGACUGCCCGUUCAGCGUCGUGCUCGUCGCGACCCCUGACCCCGGAACCACGGUGGCCUACCUCUACUCCUCGGAGCUGGGGCUCUGGAACGAGGUGGCCACCGCCGACCUGUCCAUCAGCUCGUGGUUGCGCAUCAGCGACAGACCGGUCGCUCUGGUGCGGAACGUGCUGUACUGGACACUGGUGCACCAAUCCUCGUGCGUGCAGAGCAGCAUCCUCGCCUUCGACCUGCACACGCACAGGCUGUACCUGAUCGAGCAGCCAGUCUACAUUUUCGACGCCGAGGAAGAAAACGUGCAGGUGAUGGAGACGGCGGAGGACGGCCUGCUAGGGCUGGUCGCGGCGUGUGGCUUGAGUCUCCAGCUCUGGGUGCUGCGUGAGUACAAUGGCCGUGGCACGGAGCGCUGGAGCAUGCCCAGACAGAUUGACAUGUAUGACUUGGCUCUGGCUCCCAUUGGCUCCACACAUCACUUCGACUUGGUCUGGAUCCUCAGUGUGGAAGGCAGCAGGGUCGUUUUCGUGCGCACUGAAGCUGGCAUCUUUGAGGUGGAUCUCUGGAAUGACCUGCUCAAAAGGAGGAUCUGCGAUGCCUACGACAUUCAAGCUUUCUAUCCCUACAAAAGCUUUUACUAUCGAGGUACCUAG
Sorghum bicolor (sorghum) is the source of this 1200-nucleotide messenger RNA. RefSeq lists its product as uncharacterized. The transcript has a single exon. Bases 1 to 1200 code for a protein of 399 amino acids. NCBI's taxonomy places the organism in Eukaryota, Viridiplantae, Streptophyta, Magnoliopsida, Poales, Poaceae. Gene Ontology annotation, molecular function: protein binding. The record is from RefSeq and is a predicted model, not a curated record.